GUUCCAGUUUGGGUUUGGGUUUACAUUACGCCUUACGGUUUAGUUUAGUUUCAUGCGUUCACCGCGCAACAAGUAGAUAAGUCAGUAGUAAAAACGUGUUCGGACUUGUUUAUUUGUGAAUAUUUUUUGUCAAUUUAAAUAUAGACAAAUGACACAGUGACCAAUAAAAAAAAAUGCGGUAACAGAAAACUAUUUCACCACGAAAAACUAUAAAGUAAUGGGUAUUUCAAAUAAACCACGAGGAAGAUGAUGAUGACGACGAAGAAGAAGCAAGAGAAGGAAAAAGGAAAGUCAUAACAGAAGCUAAUUUGAGUACAGUGUUGGAGAAGAGAUAAGAAAAUUCUUAUUUAGCUCUCGACGCUGCUUACUCGUGGACCAACUCUAGUAGAGCGCACAUAUAUCUAUAUCUAUAUAUAUAUAUAUAUAUAUAUCAGUAAAUGUAAUAUGUAAGGAAAAAGAACGUCAGUAAUACUAACAAGUAACAAGUUUUAUUAUAAAGACCGAAGACGAAACAGAAGCACAAGCCCGCGUGCAAUUAAAUCCAGUACGCGGCCCGCGAUUCAAAGUUUUAUUCAACCCGCGGUCUCUCUACUUGCCAGCACUCGUAUCUCCACACGUGCAUUUACUCCUAUAUAUUUAUAUAAAAAAAACUGCAUUCAAAAUAAAUCCGCUGGCAAUCGAUUAGUAUAAAGUGUUUGUGAGAUUAAACUCGAUAAAGUGCGUCAAUAAGUAUUUUUAAAAUUUAUUUUAUUGAGUUUUAAAGCACGUACGAAUUAUUUUAAUCGGAUUUAUAAAAUUAUAUUUAAAUAAUUGUUUGAACUUUAUCAAUUAUUUAUUUUUGUAUGCCAGUCAGUAGUCUCAAGUUAAUGAUUGACAGGAGUUUAAUUUAAAAAGACCGGAGACUCGAAGAAACGAAAAAAAAAAAAAUAAUAAUAAAUAAAUAAACAGAGAAAAUGUGCGGGAGUUUGUACAAGUGAUUAAACUACUACACGUGUUCGUUCAUGAGUUUAAAAUAAAAAUUGUAAGAGAGGAAUUAAUUUUAAAGAAAAGAUAGAGAUUAAAUACUAAAAGGAUUAUCAAGAUGAACGUGACUACAGACUUGAGAAUGAUCCAGGAUCACGAUCAUGGAUAUCAACAAGCUUAUCCACGAGCCGUGACAAUUACUGCGGCUGUUUGCGCGAUACUAUUUAGCAUCAUUGGCGUUCUUGGUAAUUUAGUAACAGUAAUAGCACUAUUAAAAUAUACUAGAUUACGAAGACAUGCAACAACAGCAUUUGUUAUAAGUUUAAGUAUAUCAGAUUUAAUAUUUUCCGCUGUAAACUUACCAUUAACAGCAAGCAGAUAUUUAAAUGAGGCAUGGGUACUCGGCGAAACACUUUGUCAAAUAUUUCCGCUAUUUUUUUACGGCAAUGUUGCUGUAUCUUUGCUGAGUAUGGUCGCCAUAACUGUCAACAGAUACGUUUUAAUAUCAAAGUCUGAUAUUUAUGCGAGACUUUAUACAAAUCGAGGAAUAACAAUAAUGUUGAUAGCGAUAUGGGUAAUUAGUUUUUCGCUACUUCUUCCACCAUUAACUGGAAUUUGGGGGAAACUUGGACUUGAUCAUAAGACAUUUUCAUGCACAAUACUGCAUAAAAAUGGCAAGAGUCCGAAAAAAAUGCUGUUUGUCAUAGGAUUUGUAAUACCCUGUGUUGUAAUAAUUGUAUCUUACCUCUGUAUUUACUGGAAAGUAAGACAAAGUCGUAAAAAUUUAGAAGCACAUAUGGUUAACGGCGGUAUGAGACGUAACACUGGAUUUCAAAGGCGUGAAGAUUCUCGAGUAACAAAACUUAUGCUCACCAUAUUUUUAUGUUUUUUGCUAUGUUUUUUGCCACUCAUGCUGGUCAACGUCAUCGACGACAAGGUCAAAAUCCCAAUUAUACAUGUGGUUGCUUCAAUACUGGCAUGGGCAUCUUCUGUUAUCAAUCCUUUUAUUUAUGCCGGUACUAAUAAACUAUACAGAGAAGCUUACAGGCAGGUACUGUGCCCAAUUACCAACAGCAAAAGUAAUGUACCCGUAAAACCCACGGGUUCCCAUUCGAGUAAAGUUUCAUCACAUCAAAUAACUUAAAUUUUUAUUAUUUUAUAUGCAUGUAUAUGAGGCAUUCCAUGCCAAGUCGGACAGUUUGGAAGAUUUUAAUUUUUUAUUUCUUUCAUUUUUUGAUAUUUUGUAGUACCCAUCAAAAAACUCUUCCUGGUAAAUUUUAACAUCUUGUUGAUAACCUAUUCAAAAAUAAUUUUUAGAAAAAAAUAUGAACAAAUAUUUGAAAAUAUUUUUCUGUGUGAUUUUCAAGUUUUUAAUUUUGAAUUUGUUUUUCAAAGUUCGGAUAUUUUGAUUUUUUUGAAAAUUUUUUAUAAUAAACUACCAUCUUUUCCACAACUUAAAAGUUCGGUCUGGUCGUGGAACUCCGUGGCUAUUAUUUUUUUUCGAUUGUUGAAAAUUUGAAAAAUUUUGUUUUCUCUAUUAAUCAAUAUGAAUACCAAUUUUUGUCACUAUUUAUUAUUUUUGAAGUUCUUUUAAGUAGUUUUUAUAAUUUUUCACUGUAAACAGAUGUUUAAAAUUAAUAAUUAAGAUUAAUAGACAAAACAAAAUUAUUCGAAUUUUCAAAAAUCGAAAAAAAAUAAUAGCCAUGAAAGUCUCACGAUCAGACCAGGCUUAAAAGUUGUGGAAAAGAUUGCAGUUUAUUAUAAAAAGUUAAAAAAAAAAUCAAAAUAUCCAUGAGUUUUGAAAAAAAGAUUCAAAGUUUAAAACUUGAAAAUCACAUAGAAAAAUAUUUCAAAAAAUUUGCUCGUAUUUUUUUCGAAAAAAAAUUACACAAAAAAAUAAAAUUUUCAAAAAAAAAGUUUUGAUCUGGUCAUUGAAAAAAUCUCAAAAUUUACAAGAAAGAUUUUUGAUGGGUACUACAAAUUAUCAAAAAAUAAAAGAAAUCAAAAAUUAAAAUUUUUCAAACGUCCGAUUUUGCAUGGAAUGCCCAUAAGCUUAUUAUUAUUAAUAAGUGAUUUCCAAAUACAGUCAGACCGCGUUAUAAGAUUAUCAUUCUGUCUUUUUUAUAACCCAGGUAUCGCGAUAGUUUGAGAGAGAAACUAAUAGUCUUACAAUUAGGUUCUACUGUAUAUGUAACGAUCAAUAAUUUAAUUAUAAAAGUUACAAAAAGUACUUUAUCUGUUUUUUUAAAUAUCAUCCGAUUAACCGGAAUAAAUUUAAAAAAAAGUUUUUUUUUUAUAAAUGUUUGUUCUGUUUGAUUUAUAUUUAUAAUUAAGCAUUAAGUACUGUACUCACUAAUUAUAGUUUUUUUUUAUUAUUAAACUCGUGUAUAAAUUUAAAAAUAUAUCGCUUAUG
Microplitis mediator is the source of this 3376-nucleotide messenger RNA. It is a transcript of the gene Tre1, whose product is annotated as protein trapped in endoderm-1-like. Bases 1082 to 2107 code for a protein of 341 amino acids. Gene Ontology annotation, biological process: G protein-coupled receptor signaling pathway. Gene Ontology annotation, cellular component: membrane. Lineage: Eukaryota; Metazoa; Arthropoda; Insecta; Hymenoptera; Braconidae. The transcript is spliced from 4 exons. Gene Ontology annotation, molecular function: G protein-coupled receptor activity. The record is from RefSeq and is a predicted model, not a curated record.